Soboliphyme baturini is the source of this 1950-nucleotide messenger RNA. The record is from the annotation of a GenBank genome assembly. NCBI's taxonomy places the organism in Eukaryota, Metazoa, Nematoda, Enoplea, Dioctophymatida, Soboliphymatidae.
AUGCCGAAUGCAAUAGGAAUUGACUUGGGAACAACGUAUAGUUGUGUCGGUGUGUUUCAACAUGGCAAAGUAGAGGUAAUCGCUAAUGACCAGGGUAACCGAACGACUCCGAGUUACGUCGCUUUCACCGACACCGAGAGGUUAAUCGGCGAUGCCGCUAAGAAUCAAGUUGCACUGAAUCCGCACAACACUGUUUUUGAUGCAAAGCGCUUAAUCGGCAGGCGUUUUGAGGAUGCCCCUGUACAAUCUGACAUGAAACACUGGCCGUUCAAGGUUAUAAAUGACGGCGGUAAACCCAAGGUGCAGGUUGAAUACAAGGGCGAAACGAAAACUUUUACACCUGAAGAAAUCAGCGCAAUGGUGUUGACAAAAAUGAAGGAGACUGCGGAAGCUUACCUUGGAAAGACCUGUAAAGAUGCGGUCAUUACGGUGCCGGCAUACUUCAACGAUUCGCAGCGACAGGCAACGAAAGAUGCGGGUACGAUUUCGGGGUUGAAUGUGCUUCGUAUCAUUAACGAGCCUACUGCUGCUGCCAUCGCAUAUGGUUUGGAUAAAAAGGGCACGGGUGAAAGAAACGUGUUGAUAUUCGAUCUUGGCGGUGGCACCUUCGAUGUUUCCAUCCUGACAAUCGAAGAUGGUAUAUUUGAAGUAAAGUCAACGGCGGGCGAUACACACUUGGGAGGCGAAGAUUUCGACAACCGAAUGGUGAAUCAUUUUGUAGCGGAGUUUAAGAGGAAACACAAGAAGGAUAUUUCGGGUAAUCCACGUGCUCUGCGGCGUUUAAGGACUGCCUGUGAACGAGCCAAGAGAACUUUGUCCAGUUCUACACAGGCUAGCAUUGAGAUCGAUAGCCUGUUCGAAGGAAUAGACUUCUACACGACUAUUACGAGAGCUAGGUUUGAAGAACUUAAUGCUGACUUGUUCAAUUCUACCUGUGAACCUGUGGAGAAGUCUCUGAGAGAUGCCAAACUUGACAAAUCUCAGAUCCAUGACGUAGUGCUUGUUGGCGGAUCUACUCGUAUUCCUAAGGUCCAGAAGUUGCUGCAGGACUUCUUCAAUGGAAAAGAGCUGAACAAGAGCAUAAACCCGGAUGAAGCGGUGGCAUAUGGCGCUGCUGUACAAGCGGCCAUUCUGUCAGGCGAAAAACACGAAGCAGUGCAAGAUCUUUUGCUCUUGGAUGUUACUCCGCUGUCUCUUGGUAUCGAAACUGCCGGCGGUGUCAUGACUGCGUUGAUCAAGCGUAAUACAACCAUACCAACCAAAGUAUCGCAGGUAUUCACAACCUACUCCGACAACCAACCUGGAGUUCUCAUUCAAGUUUAUGAAGGUGAAAGGGCUAUGACAAAGGACAAUAACCUGUUGGGUAAAUUCGAACUAACUGGAAUCCCACCUGCUCCGCGAGGUGUACCUCAAAUUGAGGUUACAUUCGAUAUCGAUGCUAACGGUAUAUUGAAUGUUGCUGCAGUUGAUAAGAGUACUGGACGACAGAACAAGAUCACCAUUACAAAUGACAAGGGUCGUCUAAGCAAAGAUGAAAUCGAUCGUAUGGUUAAGGAAGCAGAUCAGUACAGACAAGAGGAUGAAAAGCAGCGAGAUCGUAUACAGGCAAAAAACAACUUGGAAAGCUAUGCUUUCAACAUGAAAUCUACGAUCGAAGACGAAAAAUUAAAGGGCAAGAUAUCUGAUAGUGAUCGCGCUAAAAUCACAGAGAAGUGCAACGAGAUUGUCAAAUGGUUGGAUGCUAACCAGCUUGCUGAAAAAGAAGAAUUCGAACAUAAGCAAAAAGAGGUAGAAGAGAUCUGCAAUCCAAUCAUUACCAAGUUGUAUCAGGGAGGUGCUGGUGGCGUUCCUGGUGGUUUUCCGGGCGGUAUGCCUGGUGGAAAUAUGCCAGGCGGUGCACCAGGAGGAGCUUCAUCUGGCGGUGGCCCAACAAUUGAAGAGGUUGAUUAA